AUGUUUACAUUACAAUAUGUAUUGUCUAAUAUUGGUAUGGAUCCUUUAAUGUUUUUCAUGGGUUUUAUGGCAUUAGCCGAGAUACUAAGGGGUCGCUGUCCAUCGUUAAUAUUGUAUCUAAACGUUAUUGUCCUGACGCAGGCUGAUCACUUCACAAGCCUAAUUAACGAUAUGAACGAAUCAAUUGAAAAUGUUUUGAUUACGAAAGUAAUUGAGAAGAGACCCUUUAAAUAUCAAGACGAAUCGCUUCUUUAUAUUAAUACGUGGCAAGAAAUUAUAGCCGAUAUAAACUUACAGGUGAGGGCUAAAUAUAACAACAAGUAUUAUCACUUGGGAAACAUUGAAGUUGCAAAGGACAGGUUUUUUGGUAUCAUGAAUAAAUUUUCACUUAGGACGAAAAACGAGUCCUCUAUGGUUGACUUUACCUAUUGGGAAAAGACCUUAUUAAUAGCCAGAAAUAUGUACGAAGAAGACUCGCGUAACGAAAAGAUUUGUGACGAGAAGUAUUGA
Debaryomyces hansenii CBS767 is the source of this 510-nucleotide messenger RNA. RefSeq names its product DEHA2G00374p. The transcript has a single exon. The record is from RefSeq and is a predicted model, not a curated record. The coding region runs from base 1 to 510 and encodes 169 amino acids. NCBI's taxonomy places the organism in Eukaryota, Fungi, Ascomycota, Pichiomycetes, Serinales, Debaryomycetaceae.